Molecule: messenger RNA, 1068 nt
Organism: Sinocyclocheilus rhinocerous
Lineage: Eukaryota; Metazoa; Chordata; Actinopteri; Cypriniformes; Cyprinidae
Product: serine/threonine-protein kinase pim-2-like
Exons: 7
Coding region: 1-1068 (355 amino acids)
Biological process (GO): negative regulation of apoptotic process; protein autophosphorylation; regulation of mitotic cell cycle
Cellular component (GO): cytoplasm
Molecular function (GO): protein serine/threonine kinase activity; ATP binding
Source: RefSeq, a predicted model, not a curated record
AUGGCACUGAAAAGAAAACAGAGUUCUAGCGCUCAGGUGUACGAUUUCCAUCAGAGUACAUCCCCAACAUCCAGCAGCACUGCGACUGAGAAACAUCUGUCCGUUAGUGCUGCUGAGGAUACUGAGAUGCCAGUGAGAAAGAGGAGGAGGACGGAGAGUUUUCAGAAGCUGCUCUCUCUCAAAUCCAUUAAGUGGAGCAGCAGCAGCUCAGACCAGGCAUCAAUAAAUGAGAGACAUGCUGAGGAUGACAUUCUGAGUCGGUAUGAAAUCGGCAGAAAGCUUGGUGAGGGAGGAUUUGGCUCCGUCUAUGAAGGGAAACGCUUGGAGGAUGGCCUUGAGGUGGCAGUGAAAACUGCCAGAAAGCCAAAGAACAUGAAAUAUAUCAACAUUUCUGGUCAUCCCACACCCCUUCCAUUAGAGGUCGGCCUGUUAAUCCUGGUCAACAGGGAGCCCAAAGCUCCAGAGAUCAUUCAGCUGCUGGACUGGCAGGACCAGCCUGAAUAUUACAUCAUGGUCAUGGAGCGCCCCUCACCCUGCGAAGAUCUGUGGAACUACUUGAGGCGUCACAGGGGCAUCCUCAAGGAGGAAACAGCACGGUUCAUCAUGGCACAAGCAACGAUGGGCGCUCACAUCUGCUGUCAACGAGGAGUGUUUCACCGUGACAUUAAGCUGGAGAACCUGCUGAUGAACCCCGAAACCCUCGAGGUCAAGUUGAUCGACUUCGGGUGCGGGGAUCUCCUGAAAGACUCUGGCUAUAAAAGAUUCUAUGGCACACGAGAAUACUUCCCUCCUGAGUACUGCGUGAGGCGCAAGUACCACGGGAGACCAGCUACUGUGUGGUCUCUGGGAGUGCUGUUAUUCAUCAUGAUGUGUGGACGCUAUCCACAACCCAGAGACCUACACACGAUUGAGCACGACAUCUGGUCUGAGCCUGGCUUGUCGGACGAUUGCUGCCACCUGAUUCAGUCUCUCCUGCAGCAAAACCCAAGCCAGCGGAUUGAUCUGAGGGAAAUCCUGCUACAUAAAUGGUUUAAGGUCGCCGAACAAGACGUAAAGAGGAAAAUGUAA